AUGCCUUUAUUUUUCUGCUCUUCACUGUUGUCAAGAAACUCAAGGUGUAUCUUAAAUAAUCAUGUCCGAAUAUUUUUCAAUAGUAGAAGUCGGUUCGUUUGCGUCCGUCAACAACCUCUACUAUUUAAAACGAUACCUUCUAAGAGUUUAAGUCAGGUUUGCUGCAGAUCUUGGUCUUCUUAUGCAGUUAGAAGAUUCCAUACAAGUCAGUCAAGAUCUGCCGCUCCACUUGCAGCUCUUCUUGUCAAACUGGCCGGUCCUCUUUCAAAAUUGACCAAACUUGUUGCUGUCGUCGGAGGAAGGUAAACAAACAUGCAUGUAAAAGAUAGUUGUAUAAUUAACACUUAUUACUUAGUAUUAAUAUAGUGAAUACUUUAUCGAUUAAUUUAAUGAUUAACAAUGUUUGUUUUGUUUUAAGGUAAUAACGUAUUUGUCUGUUAUUUUUUAGAUCUUUUCGUAAGUGGUGGAAUAAUUUAUCAGCUGAUAAGCGUUUACAGCUCACAAAAUCAUUUCAUCUUCGGAAGGAAAGACUGACCAUAGUCGUCGGUGGUUUUGGUGGAUUAUGUAUUGCAUAUUACUUUUUCCAUCUAGAGGAGACACCAUUCACUCACAGGACUCGAUUUAUGCCAAUCUCUCAUCGACAAAUGGAGGAACUAACAAAUACAGAGUACAGGAAUACGUUAGAGUUAUUUGCAGACAAAAUAUUACCUGUGACCGAUCCCAACCACCUCAGAGUCUUAAGGGUUGCAAAAAGAUUGGUGAUGGCGAAUGGUAGUAAGGAGAUGGAACAUUUGUCCUGGCAAGUCAAUGUGGUGAAUUAUGAUGAUAUGAAUGCAUUUGUGUUGCCUGUAAGUCUUCCAAGGCUUUCCUCUUUUUUCUUUAACUAUUAAGCCUUUUACCCUCUGGAGUGACUAGCAUCUAAUUUCCCCUCUCAAUUUCACCUGUGAAUCACCCAUUAAGGUCAUGAGAAUAAUGAAAAUGAUCACCAACAAAGCUCUUGACUGUUAAACAAACUCUCCUUGACAACACCUUAAGAAAUGUACAGAGAACAGUAUGGAGAAUAUACCGGUACAUACUCACUGGUGUUAGGGUAUAAAGGGUUCAUGCAAUAAACAGUGCAAUGACCACAAACUCAAUAAAGAGAUGAAAGACGUGAAGUAAAUGCUGUACUUAAGUGAGUAACCUAAAUUUUCUACUUUACAGAAUGGUCAGAUUUUCAUGUUCACUGGAAUGUUGAAUAAGUUACCAAAUGAUGACUCACUGGCCACCAUUCUUGGUCAUGAGAUGUCCCAUGCUAUUUUACAACAUGGGGUAAAUAUUUUGACUUUUUCACUCCUAAUGUGUAAAUAUUAAUUCUCCAUACUAUCUGCCACACUUUUCCUGUAAUUUUAGCUGUGAGAAUUCAGUGUUAAAUGCAACUAUAUGCAAUAGUUUAAAAAAAAAUUCAUCUUUGACCUUUCUCCUUGAAAUGUUGUCAAAUUGUAAGGAGAAAUUACAUUUGGGUCACUCCAAAAAAAGUUAAGGUUAAUCAGGAUUAGUUGGUAAUGUAAGUUUUUCUAGGGGUAGGAUGGUGACAAAGAGAGAGAUAAGGAGAGAUUGCUCUUCUUUAUCCACCCCAAAAUUGCAAGGGAAUUAGUUCACUACCUCCUUUUAAUAGUUGUUUGUAGAAAUGAUAUUGUAACACAUCACCCAAAACUUUUAUCCUGAUGGGAGAUUUAUGUAAAGCCUUGUAUUGUUGCUGUAUUAUAAGUGCAGUGUUAAGAGAUGUUCCUAUGGAGCAAAGUUAAUUCUAACAUGAAAGCCUUUAACAGUUGAAUUUAAACUGUAAUGAUAAUCUUUGAUGAGAAUGUUGUGAAGAAGGUUGAAACCUUUUUUUUUUUCAUUGUACAUAUUGUGUUUGUUUUGUUUUGUUUUGUUUUUUUCUUUGCAGGCAGAGCAAGUCAGCCUAUGUGGGUUCAUUAACAUGUUUAUUGUCAUAGUUCUUGCAUUACUCUGGGCCCUCCUGCCAACAGAAACAGCUAUCUUUGCUCAUUGGUUUCAAAACAGAAUACUUAGUGUAAGUGCAAAUUUAUAACAAAAUUAUAAUGUUCUGGUCACACAUAACUAUAGUGUUAGUUACCAGUGGUAAUGUUGCCUUAAAUAAGAGUGAAUACAUAGCAGAUUAGUUGGCAGAAAAGUUUGGCAAGCAUUCAGUAUUCUAUUUGGAGAGAGGUUUUCAACUUUUUGAAAUAUUCCUCAGAUUUUUCUUCACCUUCCUUAUUCAAGAAGAUUAGAAGAAGAGGCAGAUGAGGUUGGAAUGAAAAUGGCAGCCAAGGUAAAAAUUUGAAUCUGUCACAGUUUAUUUAGAACUAAGCAAUUUGAUUGCAGGUUGUAACUGUCAAUGAGCAAGAUCAUGGCACUAUGCAAUAAUUGUGCAAUGAUUUGCACCAAAAAAAUUAAUAUAAUCAAAUAUGACUCCUUUGCUUCAUUUGCUACUGGACAUCAUUGUCAACCUUUAAACCCAGUUACCCUGUCACACAGCCUGUUGACCACUCAGUGGUAAUCUGGAGCAGUGAGCUAAAGGUAAUUUUUUUAUAGGUUCAUACCUGUGAGUAACAUAAGGAAAUUAAUUUUCCCUUACAUCAUCUUUCAGGUCCUAAUUUAUUUUCUCCAUUCCCAGGCGUGCUUUGAUGUUCAUGAAAGUCCCAGGUUUUGGCGACGAUUGGCAAUUACUCAAAAAGAAAUGGAUAAACCAGAGUUAAUAAAGUGGCUCUCCACUCAUCCAACUCAUAGUGACAGGGCAGACAAUCUAGAAGCUUUACUUCCACAGGUAAAAAAAAGCUAUGAAAAUUGUUUGGUUUAAGAUAUCCAACAGGUAUAAAGAAAUAACUUGUUGUCAUGAAUGUGUUGAUGGGGUGCUCCUAUAAAAGCUUUGACUGGUAAAGUGUAACCAUUAACAGCUUUGAACUUACUGUGGGAUGGGGUCAAUAUUAACAUACUGGUAAAUUUUAUCCUAUUAUAGGCAUUAAAGAUAAGAAGGAAUUGUAACUGCCCUCCCCUGCCAGGUAAUGUAUUGCUUGUUCUUUCAUGGAAAAGUUGCUUGCCCUUGUGUAGACAUACCCAUCAGCUAAUUGAGAUGUCAGUAAUGAUAAGUGAUUGUUUAAUGUUUGUUAAAGAUUCUUGAUAAUUUAUGUUUUAAAAUAAUCUUAGUUUAUUUUUAAAAGCCUUUUUUUUUAUUUAUUUUGUAAAUCCUUGUCUGCAGGGGAAGUGUCCUUCAUAACUCCAGAAGAUAAAAAUGACCAUGGAUUUUUACAACAGCAUUCUCUUCUUAGGAGGCCAUCUCCAUUGAUUGAAAGGAAUAAGUUCAUUACUAAGUAA
Pocillopora meandrina is the source of this 3357-nucleotide messenger RNA. Lineage: Eukaryota; Metazoa; Cnidaria; Anthozoa; Scleractinia; Pocilloporidae. The record is from the annotation of a GenBank genome assembly.